Molecule: messenger RNA, 832 nt
Organism: Sphaerodactylus townsendi
Lineage: Eukaryota; Metazoa; Chordata; Lepidosauria; Squamata; Sphaerodactylidae
Gene: DMAC2L
Product: distal membrane arm assembly component 2 like
Exons: 5
Coding region: 263-832 (189 amino acids)
Source: RefSeq, a predicted model, not a curated record
GGCCCUCGCCCACAGCGGCCCCAUGCCCGGCUUCCUCCUCCUCCUCCUCCUCCUCCGCCCGCCUCCACACCGGCCCGGGCGGAGCCACGAAAGCGGCCCGGCGGACUCGGAGGAGGAGGCGCGGCGAGGCCGAGGCAGGAUCCAAAGUGACUGACAUAAUUCGCCUCCAUUUUAUCCUCACAACAACCCCGUGAGGACCAGGGAUGAGGAAACAGGUCGCUGAAUUUCCACAGCUGUAAACAGCAUCUUGUUCAGAAACUGUAUGAUGUUGAUCGAACAUUUGACGCGUCAGGCAUGCAGAGUUCACAAGCUGCCCCCUUGUGAUACUUACAGGCACCUGUGGGGAUGGCUGAACGCAGUUUUUAACAAGGUAGACCACGAACGGAUCCAGGCCGUGGGCCCAGACAGAGCAGCCUCGGAGUGGCUCCUGCGCUGUGGGGCGCACGUGCGCUACCAGGGCCUUGAGAAAUGGCAGCAAGAUUACAACGCGCUUCCUACAGGACCAUUAGGGAGGUACAAGAUACAAGCCAUUGACGCCACGGACUCUUGCAUCAUGUACAGGGGAUUUGAUCACCUGGAUGGCCUGGAGCACGUCGAGGAAAUCAAGUUGUGCAAGUGCAUGUAUCUCCAGGACGAAUGUUUGCAGCGGCUCAGCGGGAUCCCGAACUUACAGAGAAGCCUUCUGCGCUUGUGGGUCAUUUCCUGUGGGAACGUCACAGACAAAGGCAUCAUUGCUCUCCAUAAGCUCAAGUACGCAAAGCAAGUCCAUGUGCCGCAUGCACAGCAUUUUAUUGUACCCGUGUUUCCUUCAGUCAGCAACAAAUAUGGAUGA